Molecule: messenger RNA, 1899 nt
Organism: Daldinia vernicosa
Lineage: Eukaryota; Fungi; Ascomycota; Sordariomycetes; Xylariales; Hypoxylaceae
Product: Aminomethyltransferase folate-binding domain-containing protein
Exons: 1
Coding region: 411-1724 (437 amino acids)
Cellular component (GO): mitochondrial matrix
Molecular function (GO): protein binding
Source: RefSeq, a predicted model, not a curated record
CGGCAACGAUGUACAUAGCAGUAGUGUAAGGAACGAACGAAAAAAAAUUACAUCACAGCUCUCUUCCAUCCGAGGCCAACCCUUUUUUGACGUUAUUCUGCCCCCCCAAGAACGCACGGUUCGUUCGAACACGCCAAGCCGAUAAGGCUACCUUGCCGCGCCGUAUCGUACAACAAAUUCCCUCCCAAAGCCUCGUUCGUGAUAAUCCCUCCCUCCCUUCCUCCAGCCAAGGAUUCCGACGUCGCCCGGAGAUCUUAGCCUCGGACUUCGCUGGUUAUCAGUAGUCCGACAUAUCGAAUACCACAUUCCUGCAAGCUGCGAGCUGCGAGCUGCGUACUGCUUACGACUGCGGCGCGGUAUCUAUCUAUCCAUUCCUAUCUCAUCCCAUCCCAUCCCGGAGAUUUUACGCGAUGCCGAUCUUACCGCGCAGCGCCCCCGGACGCGGCCUAAGCCCCUUCCCUCUGCCUUUCGUAUGCCAGUCGUGCCAGAGAUCGCUGCGCCGUUUCUCAGUGACGUCACGCCGCGCAAGCCCUACUGCCCCUCCAUCACCACCGCCUCCGUCCGGCUAUGCGCUGCUGACAUCCCGACGCUUGAUCAGCCUUGCCGGUCCGGAUGCGCCUAAAUUCUUGCACGGUCUGAUUACACAGUCCGUGGUUGACGAGCCCGGGGGCGGGAGCGGUAGACAUCGGCAUAAUACGCCGGUCCCCUCUCAUACUAGUCUCGCUGCGGGGGCGCCGGGUUUCUACAGCGGUUUCUUGAACGCGACGGGCCGCGUGCUGCAUGAUGUGUUCGUCUACCGGGAUACGCUAGGCGUUAGCGCGGGUGCGGCGGAUGGAGAGGCUUUUGUCGUCGAGGUCGAUGCCGCGCAGGUUGAUACGCUGGCGCGGCAUAUCAAGCGAUACAAGCUGCGGAGCAAACUCACGUUCCGGGUUUUGGACGAGGGUGAAGUUGCUGCGUGGCAGGUGUGGGAUGGUUCUUCUCUCUCCUCGCCUGACAAUCCGCAGUUGUCGCAUCUGAAAGAUAGUAUCAUCCUGCCGGAUACUCGCGCCCCUGGGAUGGGAUACCGAGUACUUCGACGCGGGGGAGCGAAUGGGUUAGACGUGGACCUGGCGCAAAGCGACGACAAUGCGUAUCGCGUGAGGCGGUAUCUGCUCGGCGUAGCAGAGGGCCAGACCGAGAUACCGCGCGAGCAAGCGCUUCCGCUCGAGGCCAAUAUGGAUCUCAUGGGAGGCAUCGACUUCCGAAAGGGGUGCUACGUAGGGCAGGAACUAACGAUCCGCACACGGCACCGCGGCGUCGUGCGUAAGCGUAUACUUCCGUGCCUACUAUACCCCUCCAAUCUUUCUUCCCCCUCCCCGCCGGGAGUUCUCGAGUAUAAGCCUUAUAUUUCCGAGGAGGAUACGCGUGGGGAAGGGGCCCAGGAGGGAUUAUCAGCAGAGGACAUCCCGUCGAACUUAAGUAUAGGCAGAGACGGCACCAAAGGCCGCAGCGCAGGGACUUGGCUUCGUGGGGUGGGAAAUAUCGGCCUGGCGCUGUGCAGAUUGCAGAUCAUGACGGAUAUCGAACUACCGGGGGAGACGGCGGCCGGAGCACCGUUUGACCCGGCUCGUGAUGAGUUUGUUGUUAAGUGGGGAGCGGAUGAGGAGGGCGGUGGAGGACAGUCCGUCAAGAUCAAGGCGUUUGUGCCGGAUUGGAUGCGUGAGAGGUUGCAGGAGGGCUCGUAAAGCGUUGGAUUUGCUCGUGGCUGUUGGACGGGUGGGCUGUAUAAAUAUUACGUUCCCAGAAGACGUGCGUAACUAUAUUGCUAUGAGACAUUGCCCAUAGCGUACACCUGUAUACUAUAUCGUAUAUACUAAAGUCCGCUUCGUAAACAUAUUAAAGAUCAAUUAUCCGUUUCAA